AUGAGCAAUAAAAUUGAUGAUUUAACCAAAGGACAACAGGAACAAAAAAGGGGUAUGAAAAAAUUAUUGGAGCAAAUUACAUGGAUAAAUGCCACCUUGGAGGAAGAAGCCAACAAGGGAAAAACAUCACAAAAUUGGACAACAAUACUCAGGCGCUUUGAUGGCUCUGUCGAUUUUUACCGUGGUUGGAAUGAGUAUAGGCAGGGGUUUGGAAAUCCACCCAAUGGUGAAUUCUUCAUUGGCCUUGAAAAACUGCAUGAAUUAACGACCGCCGCUGCAAACAUUGAACUUAAAAUCAUUUUAAGAGAUUGGCAGGGUGAAGAACGUUAUGCCAUCUACUCUGCCUUUCAAAUUGCAGAUCAAUCAGAGAAAUAUAAAAUUAAGAAACUGGGUGAAUAUAGUGGAACUGCGGGUGAUUCCUUGUCAUAUAACAGGGGUCUAAAAUUUUCCACCUUCGAUGCGGAUAAUGAUAAUAGUCGGGGAAAUUGUGCUGAGGCUUUGAUGGGUGCUUGGUGGUUUAGUGACUGUUCUGCGAGUCAUUUUUUUGGGGCAUAUAACACAAAAAGGGAGUCAGAAACGGGUGGCAUUGUAUGGUUUCACUGGAAAUAUAGCUCUCGUUAUUCAUUUAAGUAUGCCGAAAUGUUGAUUAAGGCAACAUUGGUAUAA
Molecule: messenger RNA, 666 nt
Organism: Musca vetustissima
Lineage: Eukaryota; Metazoa; Arthropoda; Insecta; Diptera; Muscidae
Product: ficolin-1-like
Exons: 5
Coding region: 1-666 (221 amino acids)
Source: RefSeq, a predicted model, not a curated record